Messenger RNA from Oryctolagus cuniculus (rabbit), 1852 nucleotides. NCBI's taxonomy places the organism in Eukaryota, Metazoa, Chordata, Mammalia, Lagomorpha, Leporidae. The record is from RefSeq and is a predicted model, not a curated record.
CAACAGAACAGCCAAGCCCUAGAAUGUCCCGGGAGAGGCCACGGGGCACACUGGGGUUCAAGAAGCCAUGUCUUCCGACGCCCAGCCCUGACGCGGGCCGGGAAGGCAGGGGGCUUUCCUGCAAAGGCGCUCCCCAGCUGCGCGUGGGCUCACCUCUAGGCAGGGGGCGCCUCGGCCGCCGGGAGACACGGAUCCAGGGGCGGGCUCUGCGGGGCGCGCUCCUCCCACGCCGGUGUCGGGUUUACGGAACACAGCUCCCAGGCCGGACGCGCGGUGGCCUGACGGCCGCGAGGAUUCCAUUCGCCCGACCCGGCCCAGCUUGACCCUGCCCGGGCGCGCCAUGUUCGCGCGUGGGUCUCGGAGGCGCCGAUCGGGGCGUGCGCCUCCAGAGGCAGAAGACCCAGACCGGGGCCAGCCCUGCAACUCCUGCCGAGAGCAGUGCCCCGGCUUCCUGCUGCACGGCUGGAGAAAGAUCUGCCAGCACUGCAAAUGCCCGCGGGAGGAGCACGCAGUGCACGCCGUGCCUGUGGACCUGGAACGCAUCAUGUGUCGGCUAAUCUCUGACUUCCAGCGCCACUCCAUCUCGGACGAUGACUCAGGCUGUGCAUCAGAGGAGUAUGCCUGGGUACCCCCGGGCCUGAAGCCUGAGCAGGUAUACCAGUUUUUCAGCUGCCUCCCAGAGGACAAAGUCCCUUAUGUCAACAGUCCUGGGGAGAAAUACAGGAUCAAGCAGCUGCUGCACCAGCUGCCCCCCCACGACAGUGAGGCACAGUACUGCACGGCACUGGAGGAGGAUGAGAAGAAAGAGCUGAGAGCCUUCAGCCAGCAGCGGAAGCGAGAGAAUUUGGGGCGUGGCACCGUGCGCAUGUUCCCAGUGACUAUCACUGGGGCCAUCUGUGAGGAGUGCGGGAAGCAGAUUGGAGGCGGCGACAUCGCAGUGUUUGCCAGCCGCGCAGGCCUGGGCGCCUGCUGGCACCCGCAGUGCUUCGUGUGCACCACGUGCCGGGAGCUGCUAGUUGACCUCAUCUACUUCUAUCACGCUGGCAAGGUCUACUGUGGGCGCCACCAUGCCGAACGCCUGCGCCCACGCUGCCAGGCCUGCGAUGAGAUCAUCUUCUCCCCAGAGUGCACAGAGGCUGAGGGCCGGCACUGGCACAUGGGCCACUUUUGCUGCUUUGAAUGUGAAACUUCGCUGGGAGGCCAGCGCUAUGUCAUGCGUCAGAGCCGCCCCCACUGCUGCACCUGCUACGAGGCCCGCCACGCCGAGUACUGUGAUGCCUGUGGAGAGCACAUUGGCCUGGACCAGGGCCAGAUGGCUUAUGAGGGUCAGCACUGGCACGCCUCAGACCGCUGCUUCUGCUGUAGUCGCUGCGGGCGGCCCCUGCUGGGUCGCCCCUUCCUGCCACGCCGUGGCCUAAUCUUCUGCUCGCGAGCCUGCAGCCUUGGGGCCGAGCCUACAGCUCCAGGGCCCGGCCCCCGCAGCUGGAGCGAGGGCACGGUCACUGCACCGCUGGCAGCUGACACAGCCUCUUUUCCCGGCUGCUGCGGAGGGGGCGUCUGAGACCUCCUCCAAAGGCACCUGUACCGAGUCGGCGCCAGGCCGGUGCCGGCUCAGGACGCUGCCACUGAGACCCCCAAUUCCGGAUCCCCAUCAUUUCCCGGGGACUCACGGCCCAGGGUGCCUCGCCAGAGCCGAGACAAGAACUGCAUCGUGGCUUGAAGGCUCCAUUCUCCAGUGUCCAUGACCUCUGCCCUGCACCCCCCCACACACACAAUUUAAAGUCAAAAAUCCCCUUCCUCUUGCCUCCAUGUGUUUGUAUCAUUGAAGUAAUUUAAUAUUUGUUGUAAAAUA